AUGCUUGCCAACUCUUUCGUCACCAUAUUGGUCACAAUUGGCGGGCAAACGAUCCUCACCAUUGUCUAUUUGUUUUUCUAUGCCAACGUUAUCAUGCUUCUGCAAGUAGUGUUGAUUCUCAAUCAAUAUUUACUUCUCUAUUUUGUACUCAGCUUGCUUUCGGCGCUAUUUCUUCGAAAACGAUUGGAAAAACCACGAAGAGGGAAAACGAUUACCGUGGCCACAAUCGGGUCGACAACACAGACAAAUUUAUGUCAA
Mesorhabditis belari is the source of this 258-nucleotide messenger RNA. The record is from the annotation of a GenBank genome assembly. Lineage: Eukaryota; Metazoa; Nematoda; Chromadorea; Rhabditida; Rhabditidae.